This is a messenger RNA of Aspergillus melleus, 1376 nucleotides long. RefSeq lists its product as uncharacterized. The record is from RefSeq and is a predicted model, not a curated record. Lineage: Eukaryota; Fungi; Ascomycota; Eurotiomycetes; Eurotiales; Aspergillaceae. Gene Ontology annotation, biological process: biosynthetic process. Gene Ontology annotation, molecular function: acyltransferase activity, transferring groups other than amino-acyl groups. The coding region runs from base 559 to 1299 and encodes 246 amino acids. The transcript has 5 exons.
CCUCGACUUGCGCAAUCACCUGAGAGCGAUCAUGGAAUCUUAUAAAUACGAGCGGGGGUUCAAUGCUGCUUUCUUAUCUCCCCGACAUCAAGCCGCAGUCUCAGUUGUCCCAUUCCAGCACUACCAUGGCCCAGCCCGACUAUGAGAUCUUCAAGCUUGGAGACUGGGAGCUCCAAAGCGGAGAGACCAUCACCGACGCGCAUAUCGCUUUCAAGACCUUUGGAGACCCCAAAUUCCCCGCCAUUGUCUAUCCGACCUGGUUCUCGGGCUGUACGUUUUCUCGAGACCAUCAUACGAGCGAGAGAAACUAAUAGGUGACACGACGCAGUGAUCUCCGACAACUACUGGCUGGUGGGGGAGGACAAGACGCUGAACCCGCAGAAGUACUUUAUCGUCAUCCCCGCACUGUUCGGCAACGGUCAGUCCACCUCCCCCUCGAACUACCCCGGUCCCCGUCCCUUCCCGACAGUAUCCUUCUACGACAACGUUCGGGCCCAGCAUGCCCUAGUCACGCAGCAUCUGCGCAUCGGCCACCUCCGCGCCGUGAUAGGAUGGUCCAUGGGCGCCGCCCAGAGCUACCAAUGGGCUACCCAGUAUCCCGACAUGAUGGAUCUGGUGGUCCCGUUCUGCGGUUCUGCUCGCACCGCGUUACAUAACCAGGUCUUCUUGGAGGGCGAGAAAACCGCUCUAUUGGCGGCUAAGCAUCUCUCGUCUGCUGGCUCGGGAAAGGGGCGUUUGUUGGAGGAGACCCAGACUUUGACAGCUUGGAGUGAUAACGAGAGACAAAUUGGAUUGAAAGCAUUCGCUAGGGGAUAUGCAGGCUGGGGUUUCAGUCAGACCUUUUAUCGGCAAAAGCUGUACGAAACCGUAUUGGGUUUCAAGGGGUUGGAGAACUUUCUACAAAACUUCUGGGAAGCUUGGGCCCUGAGUAAAGAUCCGGAGAAUCUUUUGACCAUGCUGCAGACAUGGCAGAAUGGGGACGUAUCUCGACAAGCGCCCUACAAUGGUGACUUUGAAAAGGCCAUGGCUUCAAUCCGAGCCAAAAUACUUGUCAUGCCUGCAAAGACCGAUCUUUAUUUUCCUCCGGAGGACUCCGAAAAUGAGGUGGCGUGCAUGAAACCAGGAAUCGGUACACUUCGUGUCAUUCCCUCCGUUUGGGGCCACUGGGCUGGAGGCCCCGGAGAUAGCAAGGUGGACGUGAAGUGGAUUGAUGAGCGAUUACGGGAAUUCUUUGAGGCAAAUGAGCUGGGCUCUUCCGUGGAGGAGAUGGUACAGGCAGGCAAGGACCUGAAAACUUGAGAGCGGAAAAGUGAAUUGAUGUACGGAGUAAUGGAUGAAUGAAUAAGGAAGAAUGAAUCCAUGAAUGAAUCGAUACU